Schistosoma rodhaini is the source of this 2568-nucleotide messenger RNA. NCBI's taxonomy places the organism in Eukaryota, Metazoa, Platyhelminthes, Trematoda, Strigeidida, Schistosomatidae. The record is from the annotation of a GenBank genome assembly.
AUGUUACCUAAACAAGUACCCUACAUCGGCGAUGACACUGAUAUCUCCGAAUCCACACUUAGCAACCAUAGUUCGGAUUUAUUAUCUAACACACAACAGAUAAACCCAUCUUCAGUCAAUUCAAAUGCUCUUGACUCAAAUGUUAGUCCUGAAACCAAUCACAACGGUAAAUCUCUCUUAGUUGAAUCUACCUCGUCACAAACUACAGAUAAGGCGGAAACUAUUUCUUAUCAGCUUCCCACUAACUCCGGUUAUGAGUCGUUAUCACUAAGUUCCAAAAAAGAUGAUAUUAUUCCAAGUUCCGCAUUACUUCAGGAGAUUUCAGUAAAUAUAGACACUUAUCAGCCUUCUAAUCAUUUACCAGAUAACAAGAAUUUGUUAAGUGAUUCUAUUCACCAGUCUGAUAACUUAUUACUUCAUAAACAAAUCGAAACACUAACAUGUAAACUCAUGGCCUCACAAGAUCAGAUUGAUCGGCUUUUAGAAGAAAAACGUAUUUGGGUUGAAAAUAUGCAGCGUGCAAAUAAUUCUAAGGAAUCAAAUCAUCAAGUAACUUCAGGUGAGCUGCGCGGAAGAUGGAUCCAAGCUAAGAAUUUAGCUGAAACAUAUAAACGCGAAAAGGAAUCUAUGGUUAUUAAAUACGCUCAGAGUGAACAAAAACGAAUACAAUUAGAGCAACAGAUUCACAGUCUGGAAUGUAAAAUAGGUCGUCUAUGUAAUUCAAAUAGCUUCGAACAACAUCAACAGAUGGAGGGAACUGAAAAGACUGAUGAUACGGAUAAGUCUUCAGUGGGAAAUCAACCUCAUAAAACAUCUGUGAUAAAUUCAUUGAUAGCAAACAGUGACUCAAAUCAGAAAUCUAACAUAGAACAUCUUCAAAAGGAUCUUGCUUUAGCUCGUGAGCAAAUCGAAAGCUUGUCUAAAAAGCAGUCCACUGAUGAAUCACGUAUAAGUGCAUUAACGUCAAAAUUAUCUCAAGUUCAAGAGUCACUUAAAAGUGAGCAAAAAAAAUCUUCAUCUUUGACUGAAAAUUUGAAUCGUGUUAACAAGUCUUUAGAAAAUGCACUAAAACAAGCAAAGGAGGCUGAACGUCUUCGUGAACGUGAAGCUGAACGCCUCUGUUCAGAAGUUGCACUUCAGGAAGCCCAGGCUAGUUCAAAACAACUUAGAAUUGAAAACGACACUCUUAAGCAACAAUUGAAAAUGUUGGAAAAUGUGAAAAGUGAUCUUGAAAAAUCUCAAUCUCGUAUAGAUGAACUUACCAGUAAGUUAUCAUCCGCAAAUGAUUUGACAUUAGAGUUACAAUCAUGUAAACGUCGGAUUGAUCAGCUAUCAGAUUUUACACGUCGUCUAACUGAACGCCAUGCAAAUCUACAAGCUGAGCACUUAGUUACACUCAGUUCACUAGAAGAAACUAAAAAUCUAUUAAUUGAGAAAGGUGAAGAAAUUGUACGACUCAACGAGAAGCAUGGAAGUGAACGUAAAGAAUCAGAAGUGAAAAUGAAUUCACUUCAGUUUGAACUCAAUGAUUUAUCUGUAAAGUUGAAUCAACUUAAUGAAUCAGAGAAUUGGCUUAAAAUUCAGUUAAAGGAAGAAAAGGAACGUGCUACAGCCAUUCAUAAGCGUGAUGCUGCACGAAUUAAAGAUAUAGCUCGUGAGGUAACACGUUUAUCACAUUGUCAAAAUAAAAGAAAUCAAUCAGAUUGUUGUCGUCUAACAAUUAAUUCUCCAUCCGACUUAGAAAAUGAGUCGAAUUCAAAAUCGUCAACAAAUUCUUUAAAUGGUUCACUGAAAUCUUUGGACUUAAGUCAAGUUAUUUCUGAGCGAGAAAAUGAGACAAUUGUUAGUCCUAUAUCAACACUAUCAAUGAAGAAUACAGUAACUAACCAAUUAGAUGACUGUUUGCCAUUGUCAGUUAAUAAUAAUAAUAAAGUUGAUAAUUAUGAAUCAACAAUAGUUGAAAUGUCAUCUAACUUCAAUAGUUCAGAUCGUGAUAUACUUCUGGAGAAAAUUGAUCGUCUUCAACGUAGUCAAGUAAAACUAACAGACAAAAUUGAAUUUUUUCAAGAACAUUGUUAUCAACUUACAGAAGAAUUAAAUAAAAAAAGUAAAGUUAUUCAGAAUCUCCUUGUUUCAAUCGAUAAACAAUGUGGAUCAACAACUUCAUUUGUUAAUGAUAGUCAUAAUAAUAAAAAAAUGUUAAAUGUUAAUCAAAAAUAUAAUUCAAUUAUAUCUUCACUAUCUAGUGGUGUCAAGACAAAGAAUGCCGAUACAGGAUCAUAUCUUGGUGAUAAUUCUCAGAAACUUCAAAACUUACUAGAAGAUACAAUAUUCAAGAAUAUCACAUUGAAAGAAAGUUUAAAUAAAUUGGGCUUAGAAAUAUCUAGUUUACGUUUAACUCAUGAACGUAUAUUAAACUCCCUUUGUGAUUUAUGUAAAGUAACCAUGGAAGAUAUACUUAAAACAUCGGGAAAAUCUAUUCAUCAAUCCCAAUACUCAAAUCAUCAUUUAACAACACAACCAGAAUCAGAACCACCAUUAUUUCAAAAUGGUGGUGUCAAUGCUUAA